CGUGGCCGCCCGCGACCCCGCCGUCACGUUGAGUUGUUGAACCAGCACUAUAUAUAACGCACAAACAGUACAACCUCCAAUUCGUACCCAAAAUUCUGAUCUUUUUGUUUUCUGAAAACCCAAUUUCCUCUCUUUCCCAAAACCCAAAAAUUCGUCUUCUACUCUUCGAAUCUAAGAAAUCCAAAAGAUGGCCCGUACGAAGCAGACUGCUCGCAAGUCCACCGGAGGCAAGGCUCCAAGGAAGCAACUUGCCACCAAGGCUGCUCGCAAAUCAGCCCCAACCACCGGAGGCGUGAAGAAGCCUCACAGAUACCGCCCUGGAACUGUUGCCCUCCGUGAAAUUCGCAAGUACCAGAAGAGCACAGAGCUGCUGAUCAGGAAGCUCCCAUUCCAGAGGCUGGUUCGUGAAAUUGCCCAGGACUUCAAAACCGAUUUGCGUUUCCAGAGCCAUGCUGUUUUGGCCCUGCAGGAGGCUGCCGAGGCAUACCUUGUUGGGUUGUUUGAGGACACAAACCUCUGUGCCAUUCAUGCCAAGCGCGUUACAAUCAUGCCCAAGGACAUCCAACUUGCCAGGAGAAUUCGAGGCGAGAGGGCUUAAGGCAGAAUUAGAAGCUACAAUAUGUAAAGGGGGCUUGGUGGGCAAAGCUUUGAUUUGAUUGAAUUUGUCAUGAGUUCAUGAUUAUAGGGCUGGAAUGGUUUUGAUUUUAGGGUUUUUAAAGUUUGUUUGGUUAAUUUGUAAUCUUUAACGAGU
Molecule: messenger RNA, 751 nt
Organism: Prunus mume (Japanese apricot)
Lineage: Eukaryota; Viridiplantae; Streptophyta; Magnoliopsida; Rosales; Rosaceae
Product: histone H3.3
Cellular component (GO): nucleosome
Molecular function (GO): structural constituent of chromatin; DNA binding; protein heterodimerization activity
Source: RefSeq, a predicted model, not a curated record